UGAAAUAAAUAACGCUCUGUUCCCCUCAGUUUAAGACCCUUUUCUCUAUUUUCGCUGUCGGUUCUGUUCCCACUUUGGAAUCAAAAAACAUCCAGGAAUGUGUACAUAGCUGAACUCCCUGGUCAGGAUCACCCGCAUGAAGAGGGAGAUGAAUUUACAGAGGGGUGAAGGAAGAGCGCCGACUCAAGGAGAUCCCAGAGGGACCUCAGAGAUUUUAAGACUCUAGAAUAUAAAGAGACUUUAAAAGGGCAAAAGUUGAGGACCAGUUCGGAGCAGAGGAAGCUGCGUUCGCGUGAUGCAGCCAGAUGUAGGCGGAGUCAGGAGACGGAGGUGUUUUAUGAGCUCGCCCGCACUCUGCCACUCCCACGUCGAGUCUCCACUCACCUGGACAAGUCUGCCAUCAUGAGGGUCUCCCUCAGCUUCCUGUGGCUGCAACGCCUCCUCCGACCCGGAGGUGAGAAGCAGAAAGAGGAAGUGAAGGAAGAGGAGACGGAGAAGAAGGAGGAGGAGGAGGAGGACGAGGAGGAGGAGGAGGAAGGAGAUCCAAUGGACUCUUUCUAUCCUCAGGCGCUGGCUGGCUUCAUCAUGGUGAUGACUGAGGAGGGAGACAUGAUUUAUCUGACGGAGAACGUCAACAGACACAUCGGCAUCACACAGCUGGAGCUGCUGGGUCAGAGUAUUUACGACUUUGUUCACCCCUGUGAUCAAGAGGAGCUCAGAGAUCUGCUGACUCCACGUCCAGGUUUGAGUAAGAAGCCGCUGUCAGAACAGCCGACCGAGAGGAACUUCUUCCUACGAAUGAAGAGCACUCUGACCAGCAGGGGGCGCACCGUCAACAUCAAGUCUGCAACCUGGAAGGUUCUUCACUGCACAGGUCACGUGCGUCCAUUUGGCGGCGGAUCCACGUCGCCCCCUGCUGCGCGGGUGAUGACUCUGCUGUGUGAGCCCAUCCCUCACCCCUCCAGUGUGGAGUUCCCUCUGGACACCUGCACCUUCCUCACCCGCCACAGCAUGGACCUGCGCUUCACACACUGCGAGGGCAGGGUGACAGAGUUGGUGGGAUACAAGCCCGAUGAUCUGAUUGGCCGCUCGGCUUAUGAGUUUCAUCACGCGCUCGACUCAGAUCACGUCAACAAGAGCCUGCACACACUGCUGUCCAAAGGUCAAGUGAACACCAGCCACUACCGUUUCCUGGCAAACAGCGGUGGCUUCGUCUGGGCCGAGACUCAGGCGACCGUCCUCUACAGCAGCAAGACGUCACAGCCCGAGGCCGUCGUCUGCCUUAACUUCAUACUCAGUGCCGUGGAGCAGCCAGACGUUGUUUUCUCCGUCGAGCAGAUCCGAUGUGGUCAGGCUAAAACACACACACCAGCAGAGUGUGGGGCAGACAUCGAUGACUGUAAACCUGACAUUGACCCUCUCACCGACGUCACUCAGACUGAGGACGCAGCUUCAGAUUCAAGCAGCUCUGCAGAUCUCUUCCUCAAACUGAAGGAGCAGCCAGGGGAGCUCCUCCAGUUGGCUCCUGAAGCUGGAGACGUCAUUGUGCCGCUGACAGAUUUUGUCGAGCUGUCGUUCUUCAGCGGGUCCAGUCCAGACUCUGUGCCGGACCACCCCCAGGAUCUGUGCACUCCACAGCUGCGACAGCUCCUCUCACCCAUCUUCAACCCCAUCUCUCCACCUGUGUCAUUACUAUCACCAGUCUCCUCACUUGAUCCUGAGCCGAGCUCACCCUCUGAGGAGGUGAUGGACACCAGUGAGGUGGAGAAGUUCUUUGCAAUUUGCCCGGAAGAUGUUCAGAAGAAAGGAGACGCAAAGGACGACAUGGAGGGGAUGGAUCUGGAGAUGUUGGCUCCUUACAUCUCCAUGGACGAUGACUUCCAGCUCACCUUCCUCAGCGGUUUGCCUGAGGAAUCAGACAAACCCUCGUCUGAUUCCUCAGCUGGGACAUCUGCAGUCCCUCUGAGCAGGAAACGGACUCACAUCCCAGACGAGGAGCUGUUGUCCCAUCUGAUGAUUCAGGACAAGAGACAGAAACAAGAAGCUUCCUCAAUAGAAGAGGAACUUCUGCUCAGCCACAGAUUACUGGGCUGUCUGGAUGAAACCGACCAAUCAGAUUUGGUCCUGGACCCGCGACCUGGAGGGCGGAGUCGGCUGCUCACAGACAGAGACCCACUGUUAGGAGGCAUACAGGGACUCUGUGAUACUGCAGCUCUGAUGCGGGACAUUUUCAUACCUCGCCCACCUGACCUGUCGCCACCUCUCUCGCCCAUGACCUGAUCUUCUUUUCCGAUCACGAGUUGGCUCGACUUCCAUGCUCAAAGCGGGAAAGUCAGUGCCGGAUCUGUCUGAAAACACAGCAACCUGAGCGCACACAUACAAACGCAACACACCACAAACACGUACGCACACGAACAGAAAAACACACACGCUGCGUAACCAUGAUGUGAGGCCAGACGUGACCUCGUUGCUUGUAGCUGAACCAGGAAAGUCACUUAUGUUGGGAUGUUGAGUGACGUGUUGUAAGGCAGGUGGGAGGUGCUGUUAACCUAAAGCUGCCCAGUUGCUUCAUCUGUCCUGAUUUAUAGUGAGAAUCCAUCAUUGUUCUCAGCCUGUUUCAUGGAAACAGCUGGCGGUGCUAAAAUUUUAAUGCAAUAGACGUGAAAGACAAAAUCGUGAGACAAGUCUGGAAAAGUAUUUCUCUGAGCAGCUAAAUUUAAUCAGUUUUGAAUUUAAACAUUACCUGUGCUUCGAUCAUCAUUUAAACAUGUAAAUCCUGCACACGAACUCCCACAAUGCUCUGCUUUGAGCCAACAUCCGUCAAAUCUGAAACAGCUUUCUGCUGUUUGUGUUUUUCCAGAUUACACCAACAAACAAAACAUCAGUGGCAUCGUUUAUUUCAGUGGCAUAUUUUUACGUCUUUUUAUAUUCUUGUGCUAAAACCUUUUUACACUGCGCGUUUAUCAGGAAGAAGAUUUCUGAACUGAUAUUACUGUGAUAUCGAAAAAACCCUGAGUCGAGGGUCGUUUGUUUUAAUCUUCCUGACGUGCCGGGUGGGUGGGGUUUACCUCAUCUAACACUCCUUAUAAGCUAAUGUGAUGCUAUGAGUCACAGGUGACAUCACCAUGACUAUGGAAUAUUUGGUGAGUCCUUUCAGUCUGGCAACAAAACGGACUUAAACAACCAUAAAUUAUGCAGAUUUGAUUUGUCCUUUUUAUGAUCGUUUUAAAUCUAUAAUCUAAUUAACUCGUAGUACUGAAGCCAUUAUCAUUUAUGAGAAACAAUAGAGUCAGCUUGUUUAUAUACCCAUUCAAAUGUAGUUCAACACUAGUAUUCAUGUUAUUUGAUUAGUUUGAUAGUAUCGAGUUUGAAUUUUAUGACUUGGAAGAAAUCGGGCCUCAGCGUGUGAGCUGAGAGUUGAAGGUUUUAUUUUUAAGUUGUAGUGUUUGAUGAAAUAUUGUGAUGCUUGUGAUCUGUCUGAGACGUGGAGGGUUGUUUUUGUUAUUUUCUACAUCUGAAAACUGCCCGUCAUGCUUCAACGUAAAACAUGUUCACUCUUCCAAAGUUCUCUGUGCCUUUAUCAUCCAGUGAAAGACAUUUCAUUGAAUGUUAUCUUUUAUUUUUACUGUUUAUCCUUACCUGUAAUCUUCAGCCAAAUAAAAAGACGUUGAAGCAAAA
This is a messenger RNA of Larimichthys crocea (large yellow croaker), 3678 nucleotides long. It is a transcript of the gene hif1al, whose product is annotated as hypoxia inducible factor 1 subunit alpha, like. Gene Ontology annotation, biological process: regulation of transcription by RNA polymerase II; cellular response to hypoxia. NCBI's taxonomy places the organism in Eukaryota, Metazoa, Chordata, Actinopteri, Sciaenidae. The record is from RefSeq and is a predicted model, not a curated record. Gene Ontology annotation, molecular function: DNA-binding transcription factor activity, RNA polymerase II-specific; RNA polymerase II transcription regulatory region sequence-specific DNA binding; protein dimerization activity. The transcript has 15 exons. The coding region runs from base 403 to 2280 and encodes 625 amino acids.